GAUGUGGUGUGUAGCACUACUUUAUCAGAACGCACGGUCUGCAGUUUCAGCCAGUUAGGACUGAUAUCCCCUCCAAAGCACAGACAAGCAAUGCAGCUCUUCAUGGUGUUUGCCUGUCUGUUCUUGGUGAUACCAGCAGCCGUUUCUGCUCAGAGUGACUACAGCGUGGCCUGUUAUGUGGACGCAUCCACGCAGCGCCUGUUCCACCACAUCAGCCCCUCCAUUUGCACCCAUGUUAUCUCCUCCUCUGCUUACCUCGGUGAUGACUCCAGCUUCAAAACCACGUCCCAGGAUAGAGAUACUGGUUGCACCUCACUGAAAACAGUAAAAGAGAGGAACCCAUCUCUGAAGACUUUGCUUGGUGUGGAGGUCAAACAGUCAAGGUUAGAGAUACUGACCCAAAAUCAGGCUAAUCUGGAUAACUUCAUUGAAUCCACACUGAAGUAUCUGAAGGAGAAAAAUUACUACGACGGAAUAGAGGUGACAUGGGUGGAGAACACUGCUUCUGAUGAACCUCUCAAGACCACAGAGACUCUAAGAAGUUUACUUAAGGAACUGAAGGGAUGGAUUGAAGAAGAUGCUGACCUCUAUAACAAGUCUGUACUUGUUUCUGUGACUCUUCCGGACCUCAGUGACCAAAUUAGCACCCACAAUGGUGCAGAAACACUGUCACAGUAUGUGGACUUUAUCUCCGUGCUGCCAGCUAGCCUUAAGGAUGAGCCACAAAUGGAGAGGGCAGUCAAGUACUGGCAGGAGCAAGGGGUGGAAUCCAAAAAGCUUAUCUUGGCUCUGCCUGCAUUCUUACGGCGGUCUCGAAGAAGAGAGCAUGGGAGACGUCCAGAGACUAUAGAUCUAAAUCCAGAGAAGGUGGAGCAGCCCUAUGGUCCUGGGCUGAUGAUUGCCAAGCAGGUCUGCCAGGCCAUUAAGAGUGGACAAACCGAGUUAAAGACUAUAACAAAACUUGAGAGUGCUCAAACCCUUAGAGAAGAGGUGUCUUGGCUGCUGCAGAAGGGGUUUGGUGGUGUUGGAGUUGUCAUGUUAGAUAUUGGCAAUUUCAUUAACUCCAUAUGCCUCAACUGCACUGAGAGUGAAAAUGUGAUUCUUGAGUCCAAGGUGAUUCCUCAUCAUCCUCACUCUCACAGUCAUGGUCCCCGCUUCGGUCAUGGCCAUCAUCAUGGUCACCAUCAUCAUCAUGAUCAAGAUGGCAGAGCAUCUCACAGCCCUGUGCAAUCUAGCCAGGAUGACCACUCAUUUGACAGCAAUGAUACUGGUCAUCGUCGUGGACCCCACCGCCAUGGUCACUGUCAAUAUGGACAUUGUCACCAUGGCCACUUUCACCAUGGUCGUGGUCACCAUGGUCGUGGUCAGCAUGGAGACCGUGGGCACGAAGGCCGUUCUCAUCACGAUCAUCACUCAUCAGCUUAGAGUUAAACAAAUGAAAAGUAUGCUAUGGUAUAUUAUGGCCAGUGCCACUUUGUUAAUUUUGCUCAAAAAUCACCACCUGAAUGUGAUGAUUAAAAGAAUGAGAACAGCAAUUCGUCCCGGUAAUAAGAAAACUUCUUAACUACACAGAGACAAUUAGCUACAUUUUGCUUAUCAUGCUAAUAACAUUGUCUGUUCAUGCUUACACAAAACAUCUACUAUUCCUUUGUAGUGCAGAUAUAAGUUUGUUUGUAUUUUCAGAUUGCUUAAUGAUGAAUCAAUACUGUGUUGUAAAAUAAAAUAUGGCUAAGACUG
This is a messenger RNA of Colossoma macropomum (tambaqui), 1737 nucleotides long. It is a transcript of the gene hrct1, whose product is annotated as histidine rich carboxyl terminus 1. Bases 91 to 1425 code for a protein of 444 amino acids. The transcript is spliced from 10 exons. Gene Ontology annotation, cellular component: extracellular region. Gene Ontology annotation, molecular function: chitin binding; chitinase activity. NCBI's taxonomy places the organism in Eukaryota, Metazoa, Chordata, Actinopteri, Characiformes, Serrasalmidae. Gene Ontology annotation, biological process: chitin catabolic process; carbohydrate metabolic process. The record is from RefSeq and is a predicted model, not a curated record.